AAAAGAGGGAGGGGAGAGAGAGAGAAGGAGCGUGUCUGUGUAGGAAUGUGAUUGUGUUCAGAGUAUGGGAGAUGGGACGGGCUGAUUGCACCAUACCAGGUGUUGAAGGAGGGGUGAGAGGGGGGGGACUUAGAAAGAUCAGCAACAACCGCAUCUCUUUCUCUCCACACCGACUAGUAUCUGGAAGUGGCUUGUCCACUGUGAUCAGCACAGCUUUGGGAAACGGAGCGGCUGGGACUGGGACUGGGACUGGGGGGGGGGGGCAGGCAGACAAUAAUGGAGAUGGAGCCAGUGACAGUUCUUCUCCAGGGUCAUGAGUUGUGUCUUUCCUUCACUUCUGUGUAACUCGACCACCUGGACUUGAGCUCCCCCACCCCCACCACCUCCCCUCACCUAUGCCUGCAGGACCAUGGGCAGUGUCAGCAGCCUCGUCAACGGCAACGGCCUCAACAGCAAGCACUGCCAGGCGUCUGAACACAGGUUAAAGAAGAAAACCAACACUCUGAGAAAGAGCGGGGGUUGCAGCCUCGACGAGUUACUGACGUGCGGCUUCACUCAGGGCUCCUCGUCCGCCGCCCAGCCCUCCAAAGGCCUGUCCCACUCCCGCUCAGGACGCAGCGAAGAUUUCUUCUACAUCAAGGUGAGCCAUAAACCGAGGUCAGCGCACUACAGAGGAGGACCAAUGGAAGAUCGCACGGGUGGAAAGAACCGAGAUGGGGAAUCAGAUGGGCGACUGCAACCAAAACUGCUGCUCAUGUCAGGAAACAUGGCUGAAAGGGUCUCUGCUGAGAAGUCAUUGAUCCGUUCCACUGCUUUCAAGCCUGUGAUCCCCAGGAGUACAUUGUCCACAGAGACAGGCCACAACAGCCUGGACCACAUCCUUUGUCCUCUGGAGAAAGCGAGGAGUCCAGACAUUAGACACAAGCAAGACACCUUCUCAGGGACUCUCUCCGACUCUGGACGUAACUCGAUGUCUAGCCUUCCCACCCACAGCACCAGCGGCAGCCUAAGUGCUUCCACGGGCCCUGUCUGUCACAGCGAUGGCAGCUCAGCUCUGGCAAACAGCCUCAGCAAGGGAGCACAGUCUAAUUUCCCUCCAUGGGUCACUGGGAAUAGCACUAACCUUGACUGCAGCUACAGGGCUGCUUUGAACAGCGGAGGGUUGGCAUCUAAGGCUAAUGGGGACGCUGGCUCCCCACUUUCUGCAGAUGAGCCAAGCACUCUCUCUGAAACUGCAGGUGGGAUUCGGUCCCCCAUUACUACAGAUGAGUUACUGAUUGAACGCUUGGAACAAAGGCUGCUGGAGAGAGAGACUGAACUGCAGGAGCUACAGGGGAGUUUUGAAGACAAAGAAACAGACACCUGCCAGUUGUUUGAGGAGAGACAAAGGUACUGUGCUGAAGAGAUGGAGGGGCUGAAGGAGCGAUGCUCCACUAAGCUUCGCCAAGUCUCCCAAAUGGCCGCAAAAACCCAGCAAGCACUCCAGCUGCAGGUCAGCCAGCUCCAGGUGGAGAAGGAGAGGCUCCAGGAGGAUGUCUUAAAGCUAACCAGAGAGAAGGAGCUUGUGGGGCUCAGACUGAGGACUUAUGCGACAGAGAGCACACAGCUCGCUCCGACACUCGAGGAAACUCAAUGGGAGGUGUGUCAGAAGUCGGGGGAGAUCUCCUUGUUGAAACAGCAACUGAGAGACUGCCAGGCGGACGUCAACCACAAGCUAAACGAGAUGGUCAGCCUCCGGGUGUCACUGAAGGAAAACACGGCAAAGAUGGAGAUGCUUGAGAGACAGAACAAAGACCAAGAGAACAAACUCCACUCUCGCACCAUAGAGGUUGAGGUGUGCCAAAAUGAACUACAGCGCAAGAAGAAUGAGGCUGAUUUGCUGAGAGAGAAAGUAGGCAAACUGGAGAAAGACAUUCAGGGAAUGAAAGAAGAUCUGGCACUGGCCAAGGAGCGGAGGCUGAACCACGAUCUGCAACUCGAGGCCCGGGCCCACACUCCGGCCUCGGAGAGACUCAUAGACCAGGGCUCAGACUCCCCCGCCCAGAGCCAGGCGGGGAAGAACAUCGAACGCGUCUCCACAGAAUCCCUCCAGAGAGAAGUGGAGAGACUGAAGCGGCAGCUCGGGGAGGAGAAGGACGCGCAGGAGAGGCAGGCCAACAGCUUUGAGCUGGAGAGGAAAACUUGGAACAAGGAGAAAGACAGAGUCAUCAAGUACCAGAAGCAGCUCCAGAUCAACUACCUGCACAUGCACAGGAAGAAUCAGGACCUGGAGAGGAUCCUGAAGGAGCUGACUGCUGAACUGGAGAGCCGCACAGAGCUCGGCAUGGACAUCAACUACAGCUCAGGGUUACAGACAUACGACGACGUUAUUGCCACAGAGAUUUGAUGGAAACACUCACAUACAUUCGGUUAAAGUGGUACACGGCACUUGGCUAUUAUUUCAGAUAUUUAUGAUCAAAACAUUCUCACUCUCCCAUCGCGUAAAAUACAGACGCUUGGUCAUGUGCCUUUUGCGUAUUGUUAUUCACGUUAAAAGUGCGUCCUUUGGCGUUGGGACUUUUGGCGUCCUUUGGCGUUUGUUAUUCACGCUAAAAGUCCCCUUUGGCGGGACUCUUGACGUCCCUUUUGGGGCUCUGGGGGGGGGGACAUACUGACUGACUAGGGGCAAAAGAACGGGACAGUUAGGUUAACCCUUGUGUUGUCCUCCCAGGUUAAUAAAUCUCUGAACCCUGAGGCCAUUUUUACAGUUCAUUGUCCG
Etheostoma spectabile (orangethroat darter) is the source of this 2758-nucleotide messenger RNA. It is a transcript of the gene lzts1, whose product is annotated as leucine zipper, putative tumor suppressor 1. Gene Ontology annotation, biological process: regulation of synaptic plasticity; regulation of dendrite morphogenesis. Gene Ontology annotation, cellular component: dendritic spine. The transcript has 9 exons. The coding region runs from base 410 to 2386 and encodes 658 amino acids. The record is from RefSeq and is a predicted model, not a curated record. Lineage: Eukaryota; Metazoa; Chordata; Actinopteri; Perciformes; Percidae.